Brienomyrus brachyistius is the source of this 1340-nucleotide messenger RNA. RefSeq names its product porphobilinogen deaminase-like. NCBI's taxonomy places the organism in Eukaryota, Metazoa, Chordata, Actinopteri, Osteoglossiformes, Mormyridae. Gene Ontology annotation, cellular component: cytoplasm. The transcript is spliced from 14 exons. The record is from RefSeq and is a predicted model, not a curated record. Gene Ontology annotation, biological process: heme biosynthetic process. Gene Ontology annotation, molecular function: hydroxymethylbilane synthase activity. The coding region runs from base 262 to 1338 and encodes 358 amino acids.
AGGUGGCGCUGUGCAACUAUGAUUAGACUUUGCGUUACGUGACGGAAAAGUGUCUGUGAUCCAGAUCCAUGUGCUGAGACGUACCAGGCAGUCUCUAAGUACCUAGAGGUCGUGCAAGUGGAGCUGUCUUUUAUGUAGUUCUCGUAUUUUGUGCGUUUUACUCGAUCUGUGUUUUUAAAUUGUAGCACAGAGCAACGUGAUUUCUGCGUGAUAAGACUGAGAGCCUACAGUUCUCCCUGGAUUUUACAGACAAACGGAGAGAUGUCAACUAACCUAAGUGCACCGGACGGAAAUGAAAACACGAGCCAAGUUAUUAGGAUCGGAACCAGAAAGAGCCAGCUGGCCCGUAUACAGACGGACAGCGUGGCCGAGAAACUUAAGCAGCUGUAUCCAGAAGUCACCUUUGAGAUAGUUGCUAUGUCUACCGUUGGAGACAAAAUACUGGACAAAGCCCUGUCUAAGAUUGGGGAGAAGAGCCUUUUCACAAAGGAGCUGGAGAACGCUCUGGAAAGGAAGGAGGUGGACCUGGUGGUGCACUCCCUGAAAGAUCUCCCCACCUCAUUGCCACCAGGCUUCACCAUCGCAGCUGUGCUCAAACGCGAGACUCCUUAUGAUGCCGUGGUUCUCCAUCCGAAGAACGCAGGCCUGACCCUGGAUACGCUGCCAGUGGGAAGUAUGAUCGGCACCAGCUCCCUACGCCGGGCAGCCCAGCUGAAAAGGAGGUUUUCUCACCUGGAGUUCAAGAACGUCAGGGGGAACCUGAACACGCGCCUUAAAAAGCUGGACGAGAGUGACGAGUACUCCGCCAUCAUUCUGGCAGCGGCAGGCCUUCUCCGCAUGGGCUGGGAGAAUCGGAUCAGCCAGAUCCUGGAUCCUGAAGAUUGCAUGUAUGCUGUGGGCCAGGCGACUUUGGCGGUGGAAGCCAGGGCUGGGGACGAUGACAUCAUGGAGAUGCUGUCUGUGCUGAAUGACCCGGAGACGGUGCUGCGCUGCAUUGCAGAGAGGGCCUUCCUCAGGCACCUGGAGGGCGGCUGCAGCGUGCCGGUCGCAGUGCACUCCGAGGCAAGGGGCCCUCAGUUGUCCUUAACUGGAGCCGUCUACAGCCUUGAUGGGUCAGACUGUGUGAAGGAGACCAUGCAGACCAGCAUUGACACAUCAAAGGGGGAAGACGAGGAGGUGCACAGGAAUGCAUCCCACGUCGGGGUCAUGGCCCCCGGCCUGUGGAUGGCGUCUCGCGAUGCGGCCGAGCGCCUUGGGGUGGACCUGGCCUCACUUCUCCUCCAAAGGGGAGCCAAGGACGUUCUCACCCUGGCCAGGAGGCUCAAUGAUGCACGGUAACC